Messenger RNA from Drechmeria coniospora, 267 nucleotides. RefSeq lists its product as uncharacterized. The record is from RefSeq and is a predicted model, not a curated record. The transcript has a single exon. NCBI's taxonomy places the organism in Eukaryota, Fungi, Ascomycota, Sordariomycetes, Hypocreales, Ophiocordycipitaceae. The coding region runs from base 1 to 267 and encodes 88 amino acids.
AUGAGGCCGCGGGAGGUCAAGGCUCGGUCGAUGCAAGGUUCGACGGAGCUGUAUGAGGCCGCGGGAGGUCAAGGAGAGGUCGAUACGAGGUCGAUACGAGGUCGAUGCGAGGUCAAGGAGAGGUCGAUGCGAGGUUCGACGGAGCUGGAUGACGGCGCGGGAGAUCAAGGCUCGGUCGAUGCUAGGUCGAUGCGAGGUUCAACGGAGCUUGAUGAGGCCGCGGGAGGUCAAGGAUCGGUCGAUGCGAGGUUCGACGGAGAUGCAUGA